Messenger RNA from Dioscorea cayenensis subsp. rotundata (Guinea yam), 2690 nucleotides. Its product is annotated as bromodomain-containing protein DDB_G0270170-like. Lineage: Eukaryota; Viridiplantae; Streptophyta; Magnoliopsida; Dioscoreales; Dioscoreaceae. The record is from RefSeq and is a predicted model, not a curated record. The transcript has 9 exons. Gene Ontology annotation, molecular function: protein binding. The coding region runs from base 234 to 2381 and encodes 715 amino acids.
UGAGGAGUCACACACAGAGUCAGAAGAAACAACUCGGUGUAUCACGUGCAAGCAGUCGGCUGGGUUCUUCUAUCACGUGACGGAGUGGCUCCCAAACAAAAGCUCGCAACCCAAAGAAGCCCAAAAGAAUCCGAACCCUAUUUCUAGAGAGAGAAACAAACCCAACCCAAAAAAAAAAAAACAAGAACUAGAGAGAGAAACAAGCAAACAAGAAGAAGAAGAAGACGACGACGAUGGGGACGAAGCCAUCGGAGAAGAAGCGCAAGAAGAAGGGUCGUCCUUCCCUCAUCGAUCUCCAGAAGCGCAGCCUCCGACUCCAGCAAGAGCAGCAAUCACCAAACCCUAACCCUAAUUCCAACCCUAAAUUCGCUUCCCCGCCGCCCCACCGCCGGAUCACCCGCCGGAACCCUAAUCCGGAACCGGAACAUGAUCGGCCGGAGGAGGAAGAUGAGGAUGAUGAGGAUGGUGCCUCUGGUGGGAAGAGAAGGGAGAAAAAGCUUAAGUUUGUGCUUAAGCUCCCGAGGAAUGCGUCGGAUUCCGCCUGCUCUGGAUCCGAUGUCGAUGGCGAGCAAGCGCGUGGGGAAUCGAAUGUUAAGACAAGCGCUGGGAAUGGGACGGAUGGGCUUCGAGGUUUGGCUUCUGUUGCAUUAAUUUCAAGAAAGGGGAAUCCACCAGUUUCUGGGCCCACGACCCCUUUGCCGGAUAAAAAGUUGAUAGUUUUCAUUCUUGAUAGACUUCAGAAGAAGGACACUUAUGGUGUGUUCUCAGAGCCUGUGGAUCCUGAAGAGCUGCCGGACUACCAUGAAAUCAUUGCACACCCGAUGGAUUUUUCCACCGUGCGUGAGAGGCUGUCUAGUGGAGCUUAUCAAAACUUGGAGCAAUUUGAGAGUGAUGUUUUCUUGAUAAGCUCAAAUGCUAUGACUUACAAUGCACCGGACACUAUUUACUACCGGCAGGCCCGAACCAUUCAGGAUCUUGCAAAGAAGAGUUUUGAAAAUUUAAGACAGGAAAGUGAUAAUGAACAAGAGCCAAAGAUAGUAAGGAGAGGUAGGCCACCUAGCAAGAAUACAGCUAAAAGGACAGUUGGUAAGCCUCCUGAUCGUGCUGGUUCUGAUUUCUCUGGCAAUGCAACGCUUGCGGGUGCUAGUGAUAACGGCCACUGGUCUAACUUUGCACAAGAUUUGGCAAGGAAAGCUUCAACUGUAGAUAAGCAUAGUCCAGCUGACAUUUAUGUGAAAGGUCCCUAUGGUCUUCGUAAGACUGAAACUUCUAAUUGGGUUGGGGAUAAUAGAUCCGAAAGAGACCAAGAGAAUCCAGGUUUGAUACUUAAAGGAGUUCCAACAAAAUUUGGGAAAAAGCCUAUUGUUAUUGAUGAUAAUCGUCGCAAUACCUACAAGCAAUCUCAGUUAUCUGCUAGUGUUCAAGAGCUGCCAACAUUAACAUCCUUUGAUGGAGAGAAUCAGCAGCUUUUGCCUAUUGGGGUUCACAUGGAGCAUGCUUAUGCGAGAAGCUUGGCUCGGUUUGCUGCUAAGCUCAGUCCUGUUGCUUGGACCAUUGCUGCUGAAAAGAUUAAGAGUGUCCUGCCUCCUGGAACAAAGUUUGGUCGUGGAUGGGUUGGAGAUUGUGAAGCACCUCAGCAGUCCCAUACAGCUGUGCCAUUCACAUCUCCAAAUCCUUCCCAAGACAAACUCAUACCUUCAUCUGGAGUACCAAAUAAUGUUGAACUAUCGGGGGAGCAAGAAUUACCUCAUAAGAACUCCCACACUGAGGAUACCCUUACCCAGAGAGAUCCUCCUCGCAUGCCUGCAUUGGCUGCCAUGAGCAGGUCAGAAAGUGAACUUGAGUCUGUCAAGGAUCCAAACACUGAAAGCCGAUUUAACCCGCAGAAUAGUAAAAGUGAUGUUGCGAGUAAUGGUCCUGCUAUGCAACACAAGACUCCUCUAUUCCAGUUUCAUCAGAACCCAUUAAUCAAAACAGAAGCGAAUGGUUUUAAUUCCACAUUUGGUGUUCAUCUGACACAAGAUGGGAAGAUUACUGGGCCAAUCAGUCUGCCAAAAAUCAUGAAUUUGGAGCGACCGAUGACACAUGCUCAUGUGUUGGACAUGGUUUCCGCAGGCAAUAACAACUUCAUCCAUCAAGCACCCAGGAGUCACUCAGACAUCGAAAGAGUGACAUCGGUCAGUAAUCAAAGUAUAGUAAAUUCUAGCAACCCUGUACCUGAUUCUUCCCGUCAUUCUCCAGCUCCAUGGCGGAGUAUGCCCUUGAAUUCAAGGCAGCAGUCCGUUCCGCCUGAUCUGAACAUCAGGUUUCAGUCCCCAGGAUCUCCAGUUUCGGGCGUAAUGGUUGAUUCACAGCAGCCUGAUUUAGCAUUGCAGCUGUGAGAGGAAUAAAUUCAAUUGUCAUUUAAUUUAUUGGAUUAGGAUAGAACUUGCAUAACCACAAAUGCUGAAAAUUUCCUAAUUAAUUCCAAAGUGGUUGAGGCGAAUAAGCACUGGAUCUGGGUAGGAUAUUUCCAAAGAAUGCAGGAUGAUUGGAUGAUGAUGAUUAACAAUAGUUAAAUGUGUUGUUGGUUUACAUAAUUAGUUCAACACCAACCUUCAUAUGAUGUUGUAUUGGUUCAGAUCUUUAUGUACAGAUUAAUUGGUGUAUGGAAAUCAAUGUUUAGAUGAAGCAGCUAUUUUUUUUAGUUA